CAAAGUUGUCAUUCUGCAGUUGGCAGCCAUUUGUUUGAUCAACUCCAAAACAUUUGAAAACGUUCUUGCUUAAAACACAAACUACUCGAAAAUGGCAGCGGCGGCAGCGGCAAAAAUUGCCGAAGUGCGAGAGACGACGCGCGUGGAACGUAUCGGCGCCCAUUCCCACAUCCGCGGUCUCGGUUUGGACGACAGUCUCGAGGCCCGACAUGUGUCGCAAGGUAUGGUGGGUCAGGUGUCGGCCAGACGGGCCGUGGGCAUUGUCCUGCAGAUGAUACGCGAGGGCCGCAUUGCUGGGAGGGCUGUUUUGUUAGCUGGACAACCUGGCACUGGCAAGACUGCCAUAGCGACAGCUUUGGCACAGGCCUUGGGACAUGACACUCCUUUCACUAGUAUGGCUGGUUCAGAAAUUUAUUCAUUGGAAAUGUCCAGGACUGAAGCACUAACACAAGCUAUUAGAAAAAGUAUUGGCGUUAGAAUUAAGGAAGAAAGCGAAAUAAUUGAAGGAGAAGUCGUCGAAGUACAAAUCGAAAGGCCAGCAACCGGCGUUGGCACGAAAGUAGGAAAGCUAAUCCUCAAAACAACCGACAUGGAAACCGUCUACGACCUAGGUGGCAAAAUGAUCGACAGCAUUUUAAAGGAGAAGGUACAAUCCGGCGACGUAAUCACCAUCGACAAGGCCACAGGAAAGAUCAGCCGUUUGGGUCGUUCGUUUGCCAGAGCCCGGGACUACGACGCCACCGGUCAACAGACCCGUUUCGUCCAGUGCCCGGAGGGUGAGCUGCAGAAACGCAAGGAGGUCGUACACACAGUCACUUUGCACGAAAUAGACGUAAUCAACAGUCGUACGCACGGUUUCCUCGCCCUUUUCUCCGGAGACACCGGCGAAAUUAAGCCGGAAGUACGUGAACAAAUCAACGGAAAGGUUGCUGAAUGGCGUGAGGAGGGCAAGGCUGAGAUAAUACCAGGAGUACUGUUCAUCGACGAGGUUCACAUGUUGGACAUCGAAUGUUUCUCGUUCUUGAACAGGGCGCUGGAGAAUGAAAUGUCUCCCAUAGUUAUAAUGGCAACCAACAGGGGCAUCACCAAGAUCCGAGGCACCACCUACACAUCACCACACGGCAUUCCUUUAGAUCUUCUAGACCGUACGAUCAUCGUACCAACAGCACCGUACGAGGAGAAAGAAAUCAGAGAAAUAUUAAGUAUCCGUUGCGAGGAGGAGGAUUGCCAGAUGUCGGACGGGGCGAUAAGCGUGUUAACACGCAUAGCCCGAGAAACCUCACUGCGUUAUGGCAUGCAGUUAAUCAUGACCUCCAGUUUGAUCGCCCGUAAACGCAAGGCACAAGAAAUCGAUGUUGAAGACAUCAAACGAGCCUAUCAACUAUUUUCAGAUGAUUCUAGAUCCGUGCAGUUCCUGCGGGAGUACCAGCAAGAGUUUAUGUUUAACGAAUUGGAGGAAGAGGACAAAAUGGAAACUAGCUAAACUGACCGGAAAUCUCUUUCAACUUAAGCUUUAAGUGUUUAUUUUAUUAAUUCCUCAAUGCGUUUAAAAUGUAUUUGUAAUUAAACAUUUUUGUAAGAAA
This is a messenger RNA of Aethina tumida (small hive beetle), 1583 nucleotides long. RefSeq names its product ruvB-like 2 (gene rept). Gene Ontology annotation, biological process: box C/D snoRNP assembly; regulation of transcription by RNA polymerase II; chromatin remodeling. The transcript has 9 exons. Gene Ontology annotation, cellular component: Ino80 complex; NuA4 histone acetyltransferase complex; Swr1 complex. Lineage: Eukaryota; Metazoa; Arthropoda; Insecta; Coleoptera; Nitidulidae. Bases 92 to 1483 code for a protein of 463 amino acids. The record is from RefSeq and is a predicted model, not a curated record. Gene Ontology annotation, molecular function: ATP binding; DNA helicase activity; ATP hydrolysis activity.